GUAAAGGCUGCCGUGACAUUCUCUAGAACAGCAUCAGUAACCCACUUUGCAAAAGAACCGCUCAUGUCAGUAACGACUCUGCACGUGCAGCAGUGGCCCAUUGGUCCAAAGUUUGUUUUCGCCGUCCCGCCAACUUUGAGAGUUCGAAAGAGACGUCGUUGGAAACUUUGCUGCAUUCGUUGCCCCGGCCAAGGACCCGCCUCUUCCCAACCUCGGUGUCCCAGAGUUUGAAGUUGGGAAGCAAGCCGACCCCAGCGUGCGCCUCCCCCGGCAAGUGUUUCGCUGCCAAAUGCACGAAGGUGUCCGGUAUUGGCGAGAGCUCUUAGACAUCGACACCGUUGAGUUCGGCGCUGACGCCGAUGCGCAGCUCGUUCUCUCCAAUCACACGCCACCGACCAGCGACGCAGAGAGCGAUAAAGAUACCGACACCACGGUUCCUCCCUUCUCGGAUAUUCUGAAAACGAUCCGAUCAUUUCUGAUUGCCAGGCCGGGCGUAUGGCGCGUUUUGCUUUUCGGUUCCUGUUUGAAAGACCCGAACGUUGCUCGGGAUAUCGACAUUUCCAUAGAAUGUCGCUUCGCUCAAGAUCCCAGUGCAUUAGUGGAUUGGGCAGAGAGUUUGAGUGAUCAGGUUGGGAAGCCCGUUGAAGUUAUUGACUUGGCAGGCUCGUUUAACGACGACAUGCUCGCCAUCCGCCGGAACGGUCGGUACAUCGAACCGCAUGGAGGACUAUCGGACGACCCAGAUUUCAAAAACCACCAGGAGCUCAUGCUACGCGCUGCACGACGCAUGGGUGAGCUACGCGACCAGCUCCAUCGUUCGUGGACGGAGACUCUUUUCGCCCCACCGCUGAUUCACCCGGCCUGGCCAAGUGUCUCGAAAUGUUCUACCAGCAGUUUGAGAACUAUGCGGAACGCUUUUUGUUUAAGUAUAAGAAUCUUCCGCGGUCUAACGGGGGAGAAUCGCACAAAGCUAUCGUGAAUGCCUUCAGAGACGGUGGUGUCGCAUAUGUCAACAGCGGCGACGUGUUGUCGAUUCCUCCCAUGCCAAACGACACUUGGACUGCGCUCGACGACCUACGCCGUUUUCGUCAUUUUUCGCGGAAACAAUAUGUGGACUAUUACACGCCGGAACAGCUGUUCGCCAAGCUGCCCGGGCUUGACCAAAUAGUUCUGUGGACCAGAUCGGCCGUU
Fimicolochytrium jonesii is the source of this 1191-nucleotide messenger RNA. RefSeq lists its product as uncharacterized. NCBI's taxonomy places the organism in Eukaryota, Fungi, Chytridiomycota, Chytridiomycetes, Spizellomycetales, Powellomycetaceae. The transcript has a single exon. The record is from RefSeq and is a predicted model, not a curated record. Bases 290 to 979 code for a protein of 229 amino acids.